AUGUCAGGUUUUAAGAAGUUCACAGAUUUUUUAUUUUCUAAACAAUCGUUGAGAUAUGUUUGUACGACCCAUUUUUGGGGACCUGUUUCCAAUUUUGGUAUCCCUGUCGCUGCCAUGUUGGACUUGAAGAAAGAUGCGGAUUUAAUUAGUGGACCAAUGACAGGUUCUUUGAUUAUAUACUCAUUGGUUUUCAUGAGAUAUUCUAUGGCUGUGACACCUCAAAACUACUUAUUGUUUGGUUGUCAUUUUGUGAAUGAAGCAGCUCAAUUAGCACAAGGAUUUAGAUGGGUCAAGAACCAUUAUGAAAAAAAUCCAGAAAUUGCCAGCUCUGAAAGCAAAUGA
Messenger RNA from Debaryomyces fabryi, 342 nucleotides. RefSeq names its product pyruvate transporter. Gene Ontology annotation, cellular component: mitochondrial inner membrane. NCBI's taxonomy places the organism in Eukaryota, Fungi, Ascomycota, Pichiomycetes, Serinales, Debaryomycetaceae. Gene Ontology annotation, biological process: pyruvate import into mitochondria. Bases 1 to 342 code for a protein of 113 amino acids. The record is from RefSeq and is a predicted model, not a curated record. The transcript has a single exon.